Messenger RNA from Dermacentor albipictus, 1803 nucleotides. RefSeq lists its product as uncharacterized. The record is from RefSeq and is a predicted model, not a curated record. NCBI's taxonomy places the organism in Eukaryota, Metazoa, Arthropoda, Arachnida, Ixodida, Ixodidae. Gene Ontology annotation, molecular function: zinc ion binding; nucleic acid binding.
AUGUGCUCCGAAGGAGCGGUGUUGGCGGCCGCGAACGGCCGCGGUAACAGGAAUGCUGUUUUUGAAGACGAGUAUUAUCAGGUGAUUUUGCCGCACUUGCCUACCGGUCGAAUCGUCCUUAAUACUGUUUUCUUACACGCGGACGUCCGUGGAAGACCGUACAAGGUUGAGGAUUUCCGUGACGCUCUGGUUCGUCUGGAACUGCUCCCCGAAGUAGUUGCUUUGGGGGCGUAUCAGAUGAAUCACGUGUGGGCGGUCAUGAUGAAGACGACUGAAGCCACAAAGAAACUGCUUGCUAUCCGAAGCAUCAUUGUCAAAGAACGGCGCUGUAUUGUCGUUGACCCCACCAAUCAAGGCGUGCGCUUGAAGUUACACUGGAUGCUGCCAAACGUGUCAGAUGAAGACAUCAGACAAGCUCUUGCCCCAUACGGAAUAGUUACGGACGCGGCGAAAGAACGGUGGCGUGUUCAAGGGAUUUUGGACAAGGGCUCAACGACGCGGUCGGUGACCCUGCAGCUUAAGGCAGGUACUACAGUGGAUGAUAUUCCGCACCAGCUACGCAUAGCAGGGGAGCUCGUCCUUGCCGUCAUUCCGGGCCGCGCCCCUCUUUGCCUGCGGUGCCAUACAACCGGUCAUAUCCGCCGGGACUGUCGAGUUCCACGCUGCGAGGUCUGCCGCCGCUUCGGCCAUGAACGAUCUCAGUGCGUCAAGACAUACGCCGUCGUCGCAGGACCAACGAGGAGAGAAGAAGAAGUAUCUGAACACCUCAUGGAUGAGGCUGAAGUUGAAGAUAUUUCUCCGGUUAAGAGCGACAAGGUUGGCAACACGGUCACACAGAAGCAGCCUCUCCACCCCAAAAACUUGUGCCCAGACAAGAAAACCAACGACGAGGCUGAUACUCGGAAAAAGACUGAAAACGAGGCGCCUGAAAACCAGAGUUCCGCGACAGAACAGAGUGAUGUCCCCUCGAAGUCGUCGCCUGCCACUACGUGUGCGGAGGCGUCUGCUACGACUGACGUCGACAUGUCAGCAGCCACUAGCAUGCCUGCGAAGCGGGCACACGAGGAAACGAUCGGCGUAACCGAGACCUCUGGAGCAACGACAUGCAGCGAACCACCUACAAAGGCGACUCAUCUGCGACGUACGCCUUUCAAGCCGAGGCCCAACGUCCAAGUCGAGCGGAGACCCGAGACGGGGCCGCCCCCGUAGCGGCUUCGUUUCGGGCAGUACAGCCUAGAUUUGGCCACUACGUGUGAUACCGCCAGCUUGACUGGCGGAGCCAUGUACAACAGAAUAGAGGACACCACUUUGUGCAUAGUGCAUGGGUCGCUCAAGGUAAGCGCUAUGCGACCCGAUUGUUCUUGCUCAUAAUGGAGGCCGCAAUUAACACCGCGAUUCGUAUUGCCACGCUAAAUGUCCGAGGACUAAGCACGAGGCGGCGGCAAUACCAAUUGAGUCGUAUCUUUCUGGAAAACAAUCUCGACAUAAUCGCAGUUCAGGAAACCAAGAGAGCGAGUCAGGAGCAAACGGAUCGCAUGGUGCAACAAUUCGUUCCCCGUUACAAUGUAUGCGUCUGUCAUGCGGCCGGCACAUCGGGGGGCUGCGCUAUUUUUUUGCGCAAUAGCCUAAAUAUAAGUGUAGAAGCAGUCACAGUGUGUGAAACGGGACGCCUGGUUGUUGUCGAUUUUACCUUGAAUGAAGUUUUCUGGCGAGUUAUCUGUAUUUACGCCCCUAAUAGAGAGAGCGAGAGACAGUCUUUUUUCGAACGAGUUGAGGAUUAUUUAAAGACCGAUAAGCUUUUGG